AUGGAUACUGUCGACGGUGAGAGCAGACGACAGCCCACUAGAGUGUUCAAGAAGCCUAGUAAUAAUGGAAAAAUUACUGUUUACUUAAGCAAACAUGGUGUGGUUUUGAUAGAUCCAGAAUACGUCAAAGAGCGUAAGGUGUUUGGAAAUGUAUUGGCACAUCUACGAUUCGGCCGUGAAGAUCUUGAUGUACUUGGACUGAUCGUAAAACGUGAGCUUCAUCUGGCGACUGAUCAAAUUUAUCCGCCCACAAAUGAAGAACAGCCGCAAAAAUUAACUCGCCUGCAGGAGAGAUUAAUUAAAAAAUUAGGAAAAAAUGCUUAUCCUUUUUAUUUCAAAUUACCACCAAAUAGUCCAGCUUCGGUGACACUACAGCCGGCUAUCUGCGAGCCAGGCAAAGCCUAUGGGGUUGAUUACGAGCUCAUUGUCUUCGUGGGCGAGAAUAAAGACGGCAGACCCCUGAAGCGGAGCACCGUACGGUUGGCGAUAAGAAAAAUAAUGUACGCGCCAUCGCGACAGGGCGAACAGCCAUCAAUAGAAGUAAGCAAAGAGUUCCUUAUGUCUCGAAACAGACUUCAUUUAGAAGCGUCUCUGGACAAAGAGUUGUAUCACCACGGAGAGAACAUCGAAGUAAAUGUUCACAUUGCCAACAACAGUAAUCGAACAGUCAAAAAAAUCAAGGUGUCAGUGAGACAGUUUGCUGAUAUUUACGGUUACUCGUCGUCGCAGUACAAGUGCACAGUUGCCGAGACCGAGAGCGCCAUAGGAGUAGCGCCAGGAUUCACCUUGAGCAAGGUAUUUUUUCUAAAACCAACUCUUGCCGACAACAAGGACAAACGAGGUCUCGCCCUAGAUGGGCAACUUAAGCACGAGGACACCAAUCUCGCAUCUAGUACCAUGGAAGGUUGUACAGUCGGGCCAGGUUUCACAUUGAGCAAAGUUUUUACAGUGGUACCGCGUAUUGCCAACAGCAAAAACAAAUGGGCCUUAGCGUUAGACGGAAAACUUAAACAUCAGGACACCAAUUUAGCGUCUAGUACGCUUAACGUUGAUCCUUCACAACGUGAAAAUCUUGGAGUCAUUGUGCAGUACAAAGUCAAAGUUAAAUUGUGCCUCGGAGCUUUGGGAGGUGAACUUGUGGCAGAAUUACCAUUUAUCUUGAUGCAUCCAAAACCAGAAGAAGAAACUUCAUCGCCAGUAACAGUUCAACCAAGUUCAACAAAUCCAUCUGAAAAUGGAGAAUGCGCUAAUGAUACUAAUCUUAUUCAGUUGGACACUGAAGAUGAUGUUGGUAAUGACGACAUAAUUUUCGAAGAUUUUGCUCGUUUACGACUCAAAGGUGAAACAGAUGCCUGA
This is a messenger RNA of Cotesia congregata, 1356 nucleotides long. The record is from the annotation of a GenBank genome assembly. Lineage: Eukaryota; Metazoa; Arthropoda; Insecta; Hymenoptera; Braconidae.